This is a messenger RNA of Ceratitis capitata (Mediterranean fruit fly), 1443 nucleotides long. It is a transcript of the gene Dhrs4, whose product is annotated as dehydrogenase/reductase SDR family member 4. The record is from RefSeq and is a predicted model, not a curated record. Gene Ontology annotation, molecular function: carbonyl reductase (NADPH) activity. Lineage: Eukaryota; Metazoa; Arthropoda; Insecta; Diptera; Tephritidae. The transcript has 7 exons.
CUAUUUAGUUUUGAAAAUAUCUCAAGAUUAAGCACAAGAAAGAAACUCUUAAUUAACAAAUGCUUUAAAAUGAAGUGAACUUUUAGGGUUAAGAAACCGUUCUCAACACUUGCUUAUCGUAUAUUCGACUAUAUUCAGGAAUACCCAUUUAAAUAGCACAAAUUGUCCAAGUACGAAAAUUCACUUGUAGCAUAAUGUUUCUUAUCAGAAAUCAGUUGGCAACAACAGCAAAAACUUGUGCAAUUAACUGCAUUGGUUCUCGGAUAACAGAAGGAACUAUUAAGCUUUGCCGUAAACGUUUAUCAAGCAGUAGUACACAUACGGCAGCUACCAGAAAUAUGAGGCGCUUAGAAGGAAAAGUUGCUAUUAUUACAGCUUCUACCGAGGGCAUUGGCUUUGCAAUUGCCAAGCGUUUAGCUGAAGACGGCGCCGCGGUGGUAAUCAGCAGUCGAAAGGAAAAAAAUGUGGAUAGUGCAGCCGAUCGUUUGCGCAAGUUAAAUCUUAAUGUUGUUGGUUUAAAGUGUCAUGUUGGAGAAGCACAAGCAGAGAACUUAUAACAUAGAGAAGUUCUCUGCAAACGUCUCUUUGAAGAAACAAUUCGUAGAUAUGGAAAAUUAAAUAUCUUAGUAUCAAAUGCUGCCACAAACCCAGUAGUAGGUGGAGUACUAGACUGCGAUGAGGGCGUGUGGGAUAAAAUAUUUGAUGUAAAUGUUAAAUCUUCUUAUUUACUAGCAAAAGAAGCUUUACCUUAUCUACGCAAAGAAAAAGCUUCCAGUAUAGUUUUUGUAUCUUCCAUUGCUGGCUAUGAUGCUUUCGAGUUAUUGGGUGCAUAUUCAGUCAGCAAGACGGCUUUAAUUGGUCUUACCAAAGCCGCAGCUAAAGAUUUAGCAAAUGAAGGAAUUCGUGUGAAUUGCUUAGCACCUGGAAUUAUAAAAACAAAAUUCUCAAAAGCGCUAUACGAAAGUGAGUCGGCGAACGAAGUAGCGCUAUCGAAAAUUCCUAUGAGACGUUUAGGUACUCCGGAAGAAAUGGCCGGAAUAGUUUCGUUCUUAGUGUCUGAUGAUGCAUCUUACAUAACUGGGGAGACGAUAGUGGCUUCUGGCGGUAUGUCAGGUCGUCUAUAAAUUAAUUGCUACUUUCGCAUGUUAAAUAUAUAUAAAAUAUCUACAUAUAUUUUCAUGGAGUGUCAAUCCCUUCGAGUGUCAUGAAAUAAAGCUCCUCAUAUAGAAAACCAUCAACCCUUAGGAGGCGAUAAUUAUAAACUGUAGACCCCUCCAUUUGUUAGAAAAAUAUCAAGAUGCAAAACCACAAAUUCGAGGAGGAGCUCGGCCGAAAAUCGCUUCAGCGGAUACAAAGCUCCAAUUAUAUAUACAUGUAUUUUCUUUGCGAUUAGAAAUGAAAUGAUUUAUUUAGUGAAGUAAGUAGAUGAAAGCAAUACUUAAA